Molecule: messenger RNA, 1528 nt
Organism: Branchiostoma floridae (Florida lancelet)
Lineage: Eukaryota; Metazoa; Chordata; Leptocardii; Amphioxiformes; Branchiostomatidae
Product: protein Tube-like
Exons: 5
Coding region: 87-1505 (472 amino acids)
Biological process (GO): SNARE complex assembly
Cellular component (GO): endosome; lytic vacuole
Molecular function (GO): SNARE binding
Source: RefSeq, a predicted model, not a curated record
CCCAUUGACAGCUGCCCAACGGAAGGCAUACGAUAUGUGGGGUUUGGCUGCCAAAUGCAGAGGAGUUACAAGGUAAAGAUGACAACAUGGUAGAAGCAGGACUAGGCUAUGCUGCACACCUCCUGAUGAUGAUUGCCCAGUUUCUCCAGCUGCCCCUGCAGUAUCCCAUCAUCUACAGGGGCUCCAAGUCUAAGAUCAGAGACCCCAUCACGGCCAAACUGGCAGACAGGGACAGAGAGUUCCCCUUGUAUUCCAAGGGAAAAGAAAGAUUCCAGUUCAGCUAUGCCGUGUUUCUUCUCAACAAGAACAUUGCCCAGCUGAGGUACUACUGUGGCCUGGGCACCAGUGACCUGAGGCUGACCCUGCCCAACCUGAAGAGUCUGCUGGAACAGAGGCUGGGGGUCAGGUUCGAGGCGACACCCCCAGGUGCGGUACCACAGAGACCCCUUCCUGCACCCCCGCCCCAGCCAGUGGCACAGCCCACCACCCAACAGAACUCUGUACCCAUUCCUGUCUCCAACAAGGACGCUACAGACGGGCCCACGUCUCUGCCAAACGUACCCAACACCAACGUAAACCCCAAACCCUACCCUGUACAAGUGCAAUCAGGACUCGGAAAUCCAGGCGUUAUCGUCAACACCAGCGUCACCAACGGAAGUUUUCCAGAAAAAGUCCAACAACCGAUUCCCACACAUGCCAACUUUCCUGCCACAUCAAACGGUGCUCUGCCAAAGGAAAAGCAUGAACAAUCCGUAGCAGAAGUUCCAAAUGUUCCUACGUCGAUUAGAACACAAAUGAUUCCACAGACUGUUGCACAGACAAGUCAGGAAACGAUACAUGCGGAUACGGGUAGAAGUGACGCAACAGUCUUGCCGCAAACUGCAAUGCAAAAUGUCCAGGUGUUGACUUCGCAGUUACCCGUAGAGACAGACUCUAAGAAGGAAGAUACGGGCAACUCAAGUCCAGGUGUACAUAGAGACCUUCUUAAUCUCCAAGGUCGCGGUUCCAGAAAGUCGAGCGUAGGGGACUCGGACGGAAACAAUUCUCACGAUAACGACUCAGACGUUAACCAGGACUAUGUCGAGCAGUUUAAGCGUAUCUCUCUCACCGAGGACGUUAUAGACGCCAUGCAAAGUCAAGAAGCCACAGAGGAUAACGUGAAUGUUGACAAACUGCAGCAAAAUUCCGACAGCGGGGUGUCGCUUACGACAACCAAACCAUCGUCUAGCCUGAGCUCAAAUCCUAUCAGCUCAGAUGAAGUGCGUAUAACAGUCGACAUUAAGCCAACUGCGAACGUUCCUAACUCCAAUCCUACUGGGCACCAGUCUGGUCCUGGGCCAGAGCAACUAGGGGAGGCAGUUGAGGUUCCAUUAAGUAUAGAAGAUGCAAUAAGGAACGCUCAGAUAGGGGGACUUUCCGACGACAUCACCUCAAGAGCUGCCGCCCUCUCGGCUCAGCCCAAAAGCUUUAAGAAAGUCAGUUCCUCCAUGACUGGAAAGACAUAGCAAAUCCAGACAUUGUAGAAAAA